AUGUUGCCAAAAGAAGAAACCGAUGGAAAGACACCCCGAGAAGUCGAAUUGUGCCCGGGAGGAAAAGAAAUGCGUGUGACGAGCUCAAAUCUUCCCCAAUACGUUUACCAGCUGGUGAAAUGCAGACUUGGCCGGCCAGAACUGCAGCAAUGCUAUGCGUUAUUUGCGCAAGGCAUUCAAGACGUGGUUCCAGCUGGAUUUUUGGCCCAUUUGACUGCUGAAGAUUUGGCCUUACUUGUCAAUGGAGUUGCUGAAAUUCCCAUCGAUCGCCUCAAAAAAGUUAACGACUUUCCAAGAAGAGUGCCAAAUCUCGCAAUCGGAUCUCAAAAAGUUGGAACGCUGGUUUUGGGAAAUCGUGGAUCGAUUCAGCGACAAAGAGAAACAGGACUUGAUUUACUUCUGGACGGGCUCUGCGACGCUUCCGGCACUGGACGAAAUGUUUGUGGCACGACCGACGAUUGUGAUCAAAAACUUGUCGAA
Molecule: messenger RNA, 480 nt
Organism: Mesorhabditis belari
Lineage: Eukaryota; Metazoa; Nematoda; Chromadorea; Rhabditida; Rhabditidae
Source: the annotation of a GenBank genome assembly